UUAUUAUUGUACAAAAGUCAAAUCAUUUGAAUUUUGAAUUGAAAUGAAAAUUAGUUUUUAUUCUCUUACUGGAAUUGACCCCACGCUUUUAUUUGACGAUAUAAGUGAUUCUGUUUGUGAAUUUUGCUCAAGAAUACUAAUUUACUUUGAAGAUACAGUGGAACAUUUAUCUGUAGCUGUUUUAUUGUACAUAGCAAUAUGCACCUUACUAUAUUUUUGUAUAAUCAAAUGGCAAUACCUAUCUUUCAACCGAGAAAUAAGACAUUCAAAGAGAGUCCUUUUCAUAACUGCACAUCCUGACGAUGAGUGCAUGUUUUUCGGACCAACAAUCCUGUUUUAUACAAGAAAAACCAAUUGUAUAGUGUUUCUGAUCUGCUUAUCAACUGGUAAAAACUAUGGCAUGGGUUCAACAAGAAGGAAAGAACUGUACAUAUCAUGUAAAGUAUUAGGCAUAGAAUCGAGUAAUAUAUUCGUGCACAAUCACACGUUACUUCCUGAUGCAAUAGAUGCACGGUGGCCAACUGCAGAAAUUUCUCAAAUCAUAUCACAUCAUGUGGAAGCCCUAGAUAUAACAACCCUUGUUACUUUCGAUCGAUAUGGAGUGUCCCAACAUAAUAAUCACUGCAGUAUAUAUUAUUCUGUGGCGAAUCUAAUUCUAGAUAGAAAAUUACCAAAGUACUGUGGUGUUUAUGUACUUGAUACUACCAAUAAAUUGAGGAAAUACUGGUUAUUUUUGGAUAUACCUUUAUCAUUACUGCUGUCCAAAUUCAGGUAUAUCAUUGGUUUCCAGGAUCGGACAAUUAUCCAUAAAGCCAUGAAGAAACAUAAGUCUCAGUUGGUGUGGUUCCGAUGUCUUUAUAUGUAUUUUUCCAGAUAUAUGCUGAUGAACACUUUACAGCAAAUGAAUUUGGUUGAUAUAGAACUAGACUUGGAAAUUGAAGAUUAAAUGUAA
This is a messenger RNA of Phaedon cochleariae (mustard beetle), 952 nucleotides long. The record is from the annotation of a GenBank genome assembly. NCBI's taxonomy places the organism in Eukaryota, Metazoa, Arthropoda, Insecta, Coleoptera, Chrysomelidae.